GGACGCAAGAGGAGUUCAAAGGAUAUGCAUCCAGGCCCAGACAUGAUCCGAAUUCACAUCCUGGAGGGAAAGGCUUUGGUGUGGAAUUACGCUGAUGCACGGCGCAUCCGAGAGGAGCAUCGCAUAGUUGGCACGCUGUUUGGGGCAUUGGCUCGUAAGCCACGCCAGAACGUGAGGCUGGGGCUUCCUCUGCAGUUGCUCCCGGAAGAAGCCCGGCUGCUGCUGGAAAACGGCCUGGCAAUCCUGUGUAAAAACCCAGCAUCCCCAGCCCUUGGGGAGGAUACAAGCCAGGAGGUGGCUGCUUACCAAAAAGAGCUGGAAGAGAACUAUCAGGAGCAGUUUCGCCUUGCGGCUGAACAGCGGAAGGCCCUCCUGGACACUCUGGCGGAACGUAUAGCCCAGGGCCGGGCAAAGAAGAGGCAACGGGAAGGUGGAGAAGAGCCUUCCUCCAAGCUUGCAGAGCCCAGUUUUGUGCUUCCUCGAGACUCAAUGAUGGUGCAGCUCCCAACAGAAAGGAUCAACCCAGGCCAAGAAGAAGUGGUGGACUGGCACGUCCCUUCCAAAGACUGGCCCUACGCGGGACAACCAGACCAUGAGGCGCAUUAUCGCAUUUUCCGAAACCUCUGGGAAAGGGGCUUCUAUGUCACCAGUGGGAGCAAGUUUGGGGGCAACUUCCUUGUUUAUCCAGGUGAUCCCAUGCGGUUCCACGCUCAUUACAUUGCCCUCUGUGUCCCUCGAGAUACCCCUCUCUCCUUGUGUGACAUCAUCAGCGCUGGACGCCUGGGUACCAACGUCAAGAAGACCGUUUUGCUCUGUUCAGCAGACGAAGAUGGGACUGUGGUAUAUACAUCUUUACAAUGGACAGGGAUGCAGUGAGAACAGGGCUGUCUUCAUGAAUGAACUAUGGUUAUAUCUCCUAUGGCUGUGUCUUGUUCACGUUUGACAUGUAUAGGUAAAGAACGUGUGGGCUU
Anolis sagrei ordinatus is the source of this 971-nucleotide messenger RNA. The record is from RefSeq and is a predicted model, not a curated record. Lineage: Eukaryota; Metazoa; Chordata; Lepidosauria; Squamata; Anolidae.